Dipodomys spectabilis (banner-tailed kangaroo rat) is the source of this 721-nucleotide messenger RNA. RefSeq names its product transmembrane protein 40 (gene Tmem40). Lineage: Eukaryota; Metazoa; Chordata; Mammalia; Rodentia; Heteromyidae. The coding region runs from base 49 to 657 and encodes 202 amino acids. The transcript has 11 exons. The record is from RefSeq and is a predicted model, not a curated record.
CCGCGCGCACUGGCUUCGCUGUCUCCACUCGGGAUCGCAGGGAAAGCCAUGGAGACGUCCGGACCCUCUUCCCAGGCUCAGGACCACAGUGGAUUCCACGGAGGAGCGGAAGAUGGAGAGACAAACUGCCACAAGCAAGAUGGGAAGGCAGGACUCUCUUCUCCAGGGCACUAUGAGAGAGACAAGUCUUCCUCUUCAUCUUCCUCCUCCUCCUCCUCUUCAUCCUCUUCCUCCUCCUCCUCUUCAGGCACCGAACACGGGGGGCUUGAUGUGGCGCGCAAUGAACUGCAGUUGUAUGGAGGUGCUGCGGGCGCCGAGGGAGAGCUGGCACCGUCUGGAGAGUCAGAACUCCAAAGAAGAGGCUCGGUGUCGGAGGCCGGGGAGGUGGAGGCUUCAGAGUUCCCAAGACAGAACAUAAAGAAAGAUGACGAGUUCUUCCACUUCGUCCUCCUCUGCUUUGGCAUCGGGGCUCUGCUGGUGUGCUAUCACUACUAUGCGGACUGGUUCAUGUCCCUCGGGGUCGGCCUGCUCACCUUCGCCUCCCUGGAGACGGUCGGCAUCUACUUCGGGCUGGUGUACCGGAUCCACAGCGUGCUACGAGGCUUCAUCCCCCUCCUGCAGAAGCUCCGGCUGCUGGGGAUCAGGAAGACAGACUGAGGCCUCUGCCAGGCUCCAGCCUGACCACCGCUGCCCCGCUGGGCCCCGAGGACAGAGCCACAUG